AUGGAGGAAAACUUUACUUUUACUUAUCUACCUGGCGCAGUUUUUAAGACUACUCAGACCAGAGAAAUUCAAGAUCUCCUAACUAAAUGGGGAUUAGCUCAAUCAAUGAAUUUAUGGAAGUUCAGAUUUGAUCAUGCAUUUAAUGACUUGAUGUCUGCAUCAUUUCUCAGUGAUUUAGUAAAUAGCCCAGACGUCGCCAAUGUAGUUGCACCUAUUCGAACUGCUAAGACAAGAGACAGCAUUUCACAACUAAAUUACACAGAGCUAAGGACAACACAGACUUCUAUGGAUUUUUUCAAUUUUCUGGAAGCCAAUAGAUUUGCUGAUCCUAGCGGGUACAUCAGUAAAAUUAUUCCAGAUUAUUUUGAAGAAAUAGAAAUAUGUGAUAAAAUAAGACAAGCAAUUUUGAUUGAAGAAAGCGAAAAUUAUGAGCUCCUUACUGAAAAUAUUCGAAAUGAGUUUUUGUUUAGGAUUUUUCAGCAUAUUACAAUUGGAGGAGGAAUUUGCCAAUAUGAAGAUUAUACAACUCCUUAUAUGGAUGUUGUAAAAUCCUUAUAUAAGGAUUUAAUUUCAGUGGGAAAAGACGAAUCCGGGCAACUUAGGAUUUCAUCAAAAGCGUAUCAGUUGAAGAAUAGCCAAGAAUUUAGACUAUUUACUGCAGAGCACCCUCAAGACUUUCUUUAUGUAAUCGUAGACCAACAAAAUAGGCAUGUAAAUCUGUGGUAUCAUAAGUGGCAUGGAAUAUGGUAA
Messenger RNA from Blepharisma stoltei, 750 nucleotides. NCBI's taxonomy places the organism in Eukaryota, Ciliophora, Heterotrichea, Heterotrichida, Blepharismidae. The record is from the annotation of a GenBank genome assembly.